Bombus terrestris (buff-tailed bumblebee) is the source of this 1637-nucleotide messenger RNA. Its product is annotated as probable kinetochore protein nuf2. The coding region runs from base 262 to 1536 and encodes 424 amino acids. The record is from RefSeq and is a predicted model, not a curated record. The transcript has 8 exons. Gene Ontology annotation, cellular component: kinetochore; Ndc80 complex. Lineage: Eukaryota; Metazoa; Arthropoda; Insecta; Hymenoptera; Apidae.
AUUUUAGAAAAUUAGUUAUAGAUCUUAAUUUGAUAUAUGUUAAUUUAUGAACUUAUAUAUUUAAUAAAUACAAGUAGAUAUUAGGAGAUUGAUAUGAAAAUUUCAAUUGAAAACUUGCUAUAAAGAAUAGUUAGACAUCAUUUGCGCAUGUGUUAUAAAUAAAUUCGAACAUGUUUGAAAUUAAACUAUCUGUAACUGUCUCAUAAAGGUAAAGCGAGAACAAUUCGUAUUGUAAGUACGAAAAAUCUUUAAAUACGAAACAUGGAUUUAGAUAUAGAAAAGAUUCAUAGUAUUUUAACUGAAGCUAAUCUUCCGUCAAGCAUAAAUGAUUUAAAAAAUCCAACAGAAGAAUUUAUUGUAAACCUAAUUGACACAUUUCUAAGAAGGUUUCAUAUUGAUGUUAAUGCAAUUGAUAAUGCAACAAUAGAACAACGGGACAUAAUGUCAUACUGUGAAGAUUUUACUAUAAUUGCACUCAUAAAUUUGCAUGUUGUUAUGGUUCAAAUAUGUGAUAGAAUAUAUUUAAAAGAUCUGUGUAUUACAGAUAUUACUAGUCCAGGAUCAAAAAGAGUACGGAAACAAGCAAAAUUCCUUGCAAAUUUCAUAUUGUACGCAACUAAUAAAGAAUCAGAUAUAGAAGAUAAAGUUAUUGAAAUUCAGAACCGGGCAAAGAUCUUACACGAUAUGGUAGAAAAGAAAAAUGAAAUAUUGCAAGCUAUAAAUGACAAGGCAUUGCAUAUAGCAAAACAACUAUCAAUAAAGGAAAAGCUUAUUGCUGAAAUUCAAAAGCUACAGUCUAAACGUGAGAAGAAUAAUAAAAAACAAAUUGAAUUAGCGGCAAAGAUAACAGCUGCAGAAGAGGAAAAGCAAAAGACAGUGGAACUUUGUGGAACUUAUAAAGCACAAGCAUUAAAGUCAAAUAAAACAAUAACAGAAUUGCAAUCAGAAAUUGUAAAAUCUCCUGAAGGAUAUCAAAAGCGUUUAAGUGAAUUAGAACAACAGCUAAGUGCUAAAGUCAAGGAACGUGAAACAAUACAGGCAGCAUUCCAGGAUAAAAAAUGUUUGAUCGAACAACAAAAAAAUGAAUUGGCUUUUACUCAAGAACUAUUGGAAAAGUUCACUGAAGUUCGAGAUGUACACGAUCGGUUAAAAAAAAUAAAAGUACAAGAGGAUACUGUAAAGAAACAAGUUGAUACUCUCAGAACAGAUGUUGCAGAAUCUGAGAAAAGAUUAGUAAUUCAAAAGGAUCAUGAUAAAGAAGAUGAAAUAAACGAACUUCAAGCACAGUGUGAUGAACGUCUCUCCCCUUUACGUAAUUUAAAUACUCAAUUAUUAAGUAAUAAGAAAUUAUGUAAAGAAAAUUUAGAAAAAGCACAAAUUCAACACAAUGAAGAUUGUUUAAAGCUAAAAAAGAUACAGAAUAUGAUAAAGAAAUUGGAAGAUGAAACUGCAGGACUUUUAAAAAAUUACCAAGAUUUAUACAACAAUGAAAUGUCAAAUGAAAAAUCAUUAUGGAAAACGUGGACAAUAGAAUAACAAUCGUGUUAUAUCUUGUAAAUGUAUCAGGGAAUAUAUAUUUAAAAACACAGUGUAUCUUAUUUCAUUUAAUUACAUAUAUUAACAGCAUUUCUGUAUAA